GCCGGGUGCACGCAGCAGCCGAGCUCUUUUAAACACCCAGCCGCCUCCUGCUCGCUACAGCUGAGGGCCAGGGGACGCGUUCGAUCCGUGGCCGCACCGCACUCCCCUUGUCUGGUGGGGCUGAGCUGCUCCUCUUCCUCCAAAGAUGCCCCGUUAUGAGUUGGCUUUGAUUCUGAAAGCCAUGCAGAGGUGCACAGAAAAGGGACCCUCCAGGGAAGCCAGUGGUCAUUUUGGCAACAAUUAUCCACUAAAUUGAAGAUUUGUUACUUGUGCCUUUUGAAUGAAUCAAUUGAAUGUCAAUUAUACAUGAACUAUUACGAUAUAAUAUGGCCAGAGACAGCUGCAACACUGAGACGCACAGUAGAAACUUUGCUAGAAAGAGGAGCAGUGGUGAGGAAUUUGGAAAACCUGGGAGAAAGAAUGCUGCCAUAUAAGAUUGUAACACAUGAUCAGCAUCACGUCAGAGGAGGGUAUUUUUUGGUAGACUUUGAUUCCUCUCCAAUAAUUAUUACAAAACUAUUGGACCAUUUAAAACGGGACAUUGAUAUAAUCAGAUCUAGUGUUUUAAGACAUCGUAUAGAGCCGACUGAAGAAUGUAUAGGCAUGAUUCCAGUCAAUUAUGUAGAAGAACUACAGAAGAAGAAAUAACCAAAAGUGAUAGUAAUAUUAUUAUCAUUAAUUCAAACUUAACCAUAAGCAUGCGUGAGAUGUGGUAUGAUGUUUCAACCUAGUUUAAUUUGACUACUAUAAAGCCCAUAUCCUCUACUCUUAUUUUUGUUAUUUUUGAAAAUCAGAAAGCUUUUUCUCCCUUCUUAUUGCUUCUCUUAUUUAAAUUUGCUGUGCCCCAAAAAGCUAAUCCUGAUAUUUUUUAGAACUUGUUUCCAAGUAAACAAUUUUAAGAGCAUUUGUAUCAUUUAGAUAUAGCAUUAAUAAAAACUGUAAAAUGUUAAAUGAAAUUGUUGAGAAUUACAAUAAAAUGUUUAAAAAUCAGUUUUAUAGACCAAUCUACAUAGUCUGUUCUCUGGCAUAUUGUUUCCUCCAUUCAGCACAGCUAAAAUCUAAUGAGUUUGAGUUAAUGGAAGUUUAAAAAAAAACGAUAGCUUUUUAAAAUUCCAACAGUUUAAAAUGUAAUUUUUGUUUUCAAAAUAAGGGAAGAUACUAUCUUGUUAUUUUAUUAUAUUCUUAAAUGUAAUCUCUAUGGACAUCUUAUUUUCUUGCUACAAUAAGUACAUAACAUUGAUAGUUGAAUCAGUUUCAUCAUUAUACCAGCUUUAAAUACAUUCUCUGUAAAUGAAUUGAUUAAAUAAAGUUGUGACAAUUGCCUCA
Thamnophis sirtalis is the source of this 1326-nucleotide messenger RNA. The record is from RefSeq and is a predicted model, not a curated record. Lineage: Eukaryota; Metazoa; Chordata; Lepidosauria; Squamata; Natricidae.